AUGUUCGGAUCGGUAGCUACAGGCGAAACGAAAUCUAUGGAUGAGGCGAAGAACAUCACUUGCCAUGUAGCGAAGGUGGAUUCGUUAGACAAGGCUAUUGAAAAAUUCUGGACAGUGGAGGAGCUCGAGACUAAAAAACCACGUUCGCAAGAAGAAGAGGACUGUGAAGCACACUUCAAGAAUACUGUAAAGCGUGACAGUACUGGCAGGCACAUAGUACGUUAUCCUAAACGCAUGGAAUUUCACAGCAUGGUUGGAGAAUCGAAACAAGCGGCUUUACGGCGAUUUCUUCAAACAGAAAAACGGCUGAACCGUGACCGCAAUCUACGCAAGCAUUACGUGGAUUUUAUGCAGGAGUAUUUGGACCUAGGGCACAUGAAAUGCAUCGGUAUGGCCAAUGACGAUCGGUUGGAUGAAGACAAAACAGUCUGUUAUCUUCCGCAUCAUCCGGUGUUUAAGAAAUCUAGCUCGAACACAAAGGUACGGGUUGUCUUCGAUGGGUCGGCGAAAACAUCCACGAAUUUUUCGCUCAACGAUGCUCUGCUCUCUGGGCCCAAUAUUCAGGAUGAACUGUUAGAUUUGAUGCUUCGCUUUCGGGAACACCCUGUUGCUCUAGUCGCUGAUGUCGCAAAAAUGUACCGUCCGAUUCGGGUAUAUGAGGACGACACUCCACUCCAGCGGAUAUUAUGGAGAUUCAAUGCUUCGGAACACCUUCAAGUGUAUGAGCUGCAGACUGUCACCUACAGUUUAGCUCCAUCGUCGUUCCUUGCUACGCGGGUGUUGAAGCAGUUGGCUCAGGACUUAGAAAACAAAUACAAGCUUGCUGCCAGCGCUGUGCAAGAAGAUUUCUAUAUGGACUAUUUUCUCUAUGGAGCCGAGUCUGUGGAAGAAACCAUCAAACUACAAAGGGAGGUACAAGCUAUGAUGAAAGAAGGAGGAGGAGGUUGA
Messenger RNA from Ochlerotatus camptorhynchus, 948 nucleotides. RefSeq lists its product as uncharacterized. Lineage: Eukaryota; Metazoa; Arthropoda; Insecta; Diptera; Culicidae. Bases 1 to 948 code for a protein of 315 amino acids. The transcript has a single exon. The record is from RefSeq and is a predicted model, not a curated record.